Messenger RNA from Spodoptera frugiperda (fall armyworm), 1271 nucleotides. RefSeq lists its product as uncharacterized. The transcript is spliced from 2 exons. NCBI's taxonomy places the organism in Eukaryota, Metazoa, Arthropoda, Insecta, Lepidoptera, Noctuidae. The record is from RefSeq and is a predicted model, not a curated record. Bases 187 to 1119 code for a protein of 310 amino acids.
AUAAUAUUUUUAGAAAAGAAAAUCGAAAAAAAUAGGCAUUUAGUCACGUGACAGUAAACGCCAAUCAGAGAAUGUUACGUCACGCCGUGUCAAACAUGGUUGUUGUUGACGUUUUCAUUGAAAAGGACGCGUUGACUACUUCACAUUUUAUUCGUUUAUAGCAUUAUUCUCAAGUUGAUAGUUAUCAUGGAACCAGGUUUUGUUAAAGCAGACAGUAAUAACUUGCCUAGAAUCGACGCAAUUAUGCUUGGCCGAUUUUUCGCGUCAAACAAUGACUUUUGCUCAUCGGAAUUUCGCAAUAUCAAAACUUCGAUGUCAUCACGAGCUUCUUACGGAGAUGACGCCGUAAGCUAUGUGCAGCUUAAGCGAGAAAACAAAUUUUGUACUGUAAAGUGCAAAAUAUGUCCAGAACACAAAGUUCAUGCCAAAUUAUAUGGAUGUACAUUGGUGGUUGAUGAAGAAGAUGACAUUAUUCUGUCUGUUCAGUGUCAAGACUGUGUAGCAUCACAGGGUGGCUGUAAGCACGCUAUAGCGUUCCUUAUGUGGGUUCAUCGUCGAAGUGAGGAACCAUCAUGCACUUCUGUGGAGUGCUAUUGGAAGAAAUCCAAACUGUCUCAAGUUGGUACUACAAUUAAAUAUAUGACAGCGAAGGAAUUGUCCAAAGGAAAUCCCAUAUUACCAGCAAAUCCAUCUGUAUUUAAUAAUUUUUUAGAAGAGGCAAGAAAGAGAAAAGUUGAGGACUGUCAACUUUUAAAAUACCAACCUACUUAUAGUGAAAGUGAAACAUCGGCUAUCUCAAUGCAUCAACUUACUUAUAAGUUUAAAGAAAGAUGCGUUGAAGAUUUUUUGAAGAAAGUUGAAAUAACAGCAUCUUUAAUCAAGAAAGUGGAAGAGGAAACAAGAGAACAGUCUAAUAGCGCUCUGUGGUUUGAACUGAGAUAUGGUCGAAUAACUGCUUCAAGAGCAUUUGAAGUAAGCCGAUGCAAAACAAGUGACGGCACACUCAUUUCCCUCAUACUAGGUGGUAAAAUUCCUGAUACUCCGGCCAUGAAACGUGGCCGUGUUCUAGAAAAUGAAGUAAGAAAAACAGUUGAGAGCAAAAUAAAAAAAAAAAGUUAGUAAGUGUGGCCUCUUGUUAAAUUCUAAGUACCCAAUGAUUGCUGGUUCACCAGACGGAAUUUUCGAAGAUGGGAUAGUUGAAAUUAAGUGUCCUAUUAGUAAAACAACAUAUAAAAAUUAUAUAAAAAAUGCACUGGCUACAGAAAAAUAUU